This is a messenger RNA of Ilyonectria robusta, 456 nucleotides long. RefSeq lists its product as uncharacterized. Gene Ontology annotation, molecular function: oxidoreductase activity, acting on paired donors, with incorporation or reduction of molecular oxygen; monooxygenase activity; iron ion binding. Bases 1 to 456 code for a protein of 151 amino acids. Lineage: Eukaryota; Fungi; Ascomycota; Sordariomycetes; Hypocreales; Nectriaceae. The record is from RefSeq and is a predicted model, not a curated record. The transcript has 2 exons.
AUGCAAUUCCUAAAGGCGCAAUAUUACUUCCUAAUAUUUAUUAACUAUAGUACUAGGUAUUUUACAUACAAUCCAGAAGUCUACCAUGACCCUAUAACAUUCAAACCUGAACGCUUCCUCAAAACUGAAGAUCUAAGCCCAGAAACAGACCCUCAUAAGUAUGUCUUCGGCUUUGGCAGACGAAUCUGCCCGGGGCGCGUUCUUGCUGACCAAGCGCUGUUCCUCAAUAUCUCACAAUCCCUUGCUGUUUUCAACAUUGAGGGGCGAGCAGCUACUAGAGGGGAGGGUAGCCCUCAGUUACAGUUUACAUCGGGUGUCAUCAGCCACUCAGAACCGUUUGAGGCCUCGAUUAAACCGCGGUCUCCGCACCAUGAAGGCAUGAUACGCUCAAUUGAGGAGACACACCCGUGGAAGAAAGGAGAUGGAGAGGCUCUGAAGAGAUUGGAGCGAUCAUGA